GGAGGAAGACGGGGAGGGAGAGCUGAAGUACUCUCAGAGCGGAUCAGACACUGAAGGAAACACUGAUCUGAUCACAUGGAGGACAGACACACGGCCAGAGACGGCAGGAAACACCUGAGCUAUCCUCAGCUGGAUUGUGAGAUGUAUGGAGGACGUGUUUCCAGCGGAGAGGACAGGAAGCUGUGGCCCAGACCUCUGGCUCAGAAGUGGACGGUGAUGCUGUUUUUGGGAACGUGCCUGCUGUUCUGCUCCCGCAUGGCGAUGCCCAUCUGCUCCGUGUCCAUGGCCGCCACCUUCCACUGGAGCAAGAUCGACUCGGGUCUGGUUCUGGGGGGAUUCUUCUGGGGCUACUGCUUCACUCAGAUCCUGGGAGGACACGCCAGUGACAAGGUGGGAGGGGAGCGCGUCCUCUUCGUCUCGGCCGCCUCCUGGGCUCUGAUCACAGCUGUGACUCCUCUGCUGGCUCAUUUAGGAUCUCACACCCUCGCUCUCAUGACCCUCGCCAGGUUCCUCAUGGGACUCACACAGGGAGUUUUUUUUCCGUCUUUGGCCAGCCUCUGCUCUCAGAGAGUUCUGGAAGGAGAGAGAGGAUUUAUGAUUAGCGCCAUGAACAGUGGGGCAAAUCUGGGGGCUCUGACGGCGGGGGGGAUGGGCUCUCUGAUGCUGGAGGAGUACGGCUGGGAGAGUUUGUUUUACAGCAUCGGAGCUCUGGCCGGACUCUGGGCUCUCGUCGUCUGGCUGUGUUUACUGAAAGGAGUAGAAGUACCCCCGAGGCAGAAGGACCCGAAAGACCCUCAGUGGAGUUUAUCCAGAUGGCUGAGUCUCGUCAAGAAGCCGCCCGUCUGGGCCAUGAUCUUCGCCCACAUGUGUCAUAGCAGCUCUUCGUGCACUUUAUUAUCCUGGUUGCCGACGUACUUUAAAGAAUCGUUUCCACACGCCUCGGGCUGGGUGUACAACGUGGUGCCGUGGGCUGUUGCCAUCCCAUCAGCACUGGCAGGAGGGUAUUUCUCAGAUGUUCUAAUACGCCAAGGAUAUGGUGUCUCGUUGGUGAGAAAGAUAAUGCAGUUCUUUGCCAUGGGCGUCUCCAGUAUGUUCAUCAUCUUGCUGUCUGGAGACGUCUCCUUUCUCUCGGCUGUCACCUUCAUCUCUGCUGCCAUCGGUCUGAGCAACUUCUCCAGCGGUGGUGUGACGGUGAAUGUGCAGGAUCUGAGCCCCUCGUGUGCCGGAGCCCUCUACGGUUUCAUGAAUAUGAUGGGAGCUUUCAUGGGCCUGGUGUUUGUGUCUCUGUCUGGUUUCCUGAUCGAGGUCACGCUCUCCUGGGCCACCAUCUUCUCUCUCGUCUCGCUGGUGAACGUCUCCGGCCUCGCAGUCUUCAUCGUGUUCGGAGACGCUCGCAGAGUGGACCUGCAAGACUACACCCCGCUGGUCCAGAUCUGAACCAGAACCAGAGUGGACCUACAGGACUACAGCCCGCUGGUCCAGAUCUGAACCAGAACCAGAACCAGAACCAGAGUGGACCUGCAGGACUACAGCCCGCUGGUCCAGAUUUGAACCAGAACCA
Trematomus bernacchii (emerald rockcod) is the source of this 1561-nucleotide messenger RNA. Its product is annotated as solute carrier family 17 member 9-like. NCBI's taxonomy places the organism in Eukaryota, Metazoa, Chordata, Actinopteri, Perciformes, Nototheniidae. Gene Ontology annotation, cellular component: membrane. Gene Ontology annotation, biological process: transmembrane transport. Bases 76 to 1437 code for a protein of 453 amino acids. Gene Ontology annotation, molecular function: transmembrane transporter activity. The transcript is spliced from 13 exons. The record is from RefSeq and is a predicted model, not a curated record.